Messenger RNA from Acanthaster planci (crown-of-thorns starfish), 672 nucleotides. Its product is annotated as small ribosomal subunit protein eS26-like. Gene Ontology annotation, molecular function: mRNA binding; structural constituent of ribosome. Gene Ontology annotation, cellular component: ribosome; cytosolic small ribosomal subunit. NCBI's taxonomy places the organism in Eukaryota, Metazoa, Echinodermata, Asteroidea, Valvatida, Acanthasteridae. Gene Ontology annotation, biological process: translation. The record is from RefSeq and is a predicted model, not a curated record.
UAACUGGUGCUUUGCACGUGCUUGACACACCAAUGAGGCUCUUGGGAACCAGUUCAACUCCCUCUUUUUAUCCACCACUCGCAAAGAUGACUUGCAAGCGACGCAACAACGGACGCAACAAGAAGGGCCGUGGCCACGUGCGGCCCGUGCGCUGCACCAACUGUGCCCGCUGCGUGCCCAAGGACAAGGCCAUCAAGAAGUUUGUCAUCAGGAACAUUGUGGAGGCCGCGGCUGUCCGUGACAUCCAGGAUGCCAGUGUUUAUGAAGUUUACGCUUUGCCCAAGCUGUACGCCAAGCUUCACUACUGCGUGAGCUGCGCCAUUCACUCCAAGGUGGUGCGCAACAGGUCCAAGGAGGCGCGCAAGGACCGGACACCCCCUCCCCGCUUCCGCCCCGGAAUGGCUCCUGGUCAGCAGGCAAGACCGGGCGGCACUGGAGGGCGUUAACUGUGGAAUCGUUCCAAUUCGGGAGUUCAUUUUACAUGGCCUGACCCACCAACGUUGCCAUGGCACAUGCACAUCAGCAUCGGGAGGAACAGAAAAUGCACUUUCAUCGAGCAACAGACCACUUAUGACUUUUGAAAAAAUUAGAAAUGAAUCCUCUGUAUGUAAAGUACAGGCUCCUUGUGAACAGUUGUGACAAAUAAAUGCCAUCAAGAGGCUAAAUUAGACA